AUGAGCGCAAAACGCAGGGUCGCAUCUGUGGGCUCGUCGGAGCCGCUGACACAUGGGUCGAAGCGGCGGAGAGUAUCGGGUGGAGAAUCGCCCGAUAUCGAAACCCCACAAACGACGACAGAGGCUGGCUUGAAGUUGAUGGCCCACAUCAGACAAUCUACGGACAAGAAUGGACGCCUCAUUGCCACAAACUUCAUCGAGUUGCCCGAAAAGAGGCGACACGCGGACUACUACAAAAUCAUUACGCUCCCGAUUUCCCUAGAGACUGUGGAAGUAAGAACUCCCAAUUCUUCGCAAUUUUUGAUAUUAGAAUCUGCAACCGAAGCUAACAAACAACCCCCAAAACAGGACAAGUUGAAGAAGCAUGGAUACAACAAUCUUUCUGCAGUCGAAGGUGACCUAAAGCGCAUGGUCACCAAUGCCAAAAGGUACAAUGACAAGAAUUCUGUCAUUUUCGCCGAUGCAGAACGCAUACGGAAGAUGCUCUCCAACACGAUGCCGAAAAUCAACCCAGCAUACAAGGACCCCAAGUAUACCGCGGUCCCAACUCCACUUCCUGAAGAGGUCUCGGAGAAUGGUAACCAUGCCGACCCUGAUGGUGAAACAAACCAGGAAGAAGAGGAUCCCAUUUCUACUCAAGCUUCUCAGGCCGCUGAAGGCGACCAACAAGAGGAGAGUUUCGAGGGUGACUCCAUACAGCUGGCUCAAGAUAAGAUAUUAUCGGAAAUGAUCCACUUAAAAGACCCAGAAGGACAAGAAGUUGGAUCUCCUUUUGUCAACAAACCGGACAAGGUAUUAUACAAAGACUACUAUGAUUUCAUCCAGCAUCCGGUGUCUCUGCGAAGCAUCCUAAAACAAGUUCGUGGAAUCGAAGGGAGAAAGCCCCAUAGUCACAAGACUGCAUUUCCAACAUGGCAAUCAUUUGCAGAGGAAGUAGACUAUAUCUGGCACAAUGCCCGGGAAUUCAACGAAGACGACAGUGAAAUUGUGAUAUUUGCUAACUACCUGGAGGCCCAUUUUCAGCGGCGUAUAGCUGAAGCCAAAAGUGUAGUGCCUGAUAUGCCGCAAGAGAGCGCCGGGGAAGACAACCCGCGCAUCAAAUUGAAAAUCAGCUCAAGCAGGACGCCGGAUCCAUCUCAGAAAUUGACCUUGAAGUUUUCUGGCCAAAGACUAUCUUCAGCUGAAGACAAGGCGCAAGCAUCGGAUUCUGCUGAUGGUGAAUCUCUUCACGGCCAAAAAGAAGCGCUUCAGGGUGCAAUAGGAGCUUCGCCAGCAAGAGGCUUGCGGAAAUCAAUUGGGGCCAGCCCUGCAAGUGCAAUGCGUUAUUCAACACCUUCUCACCCCGUGGCGAACGCCUCGGCCGUAAACAGUGGCCUACCCAUCUCGUUCCACGGUGACACUCCGACGAAUGCAAAUAUUGCGCCUAUAUCGCCUUCUCAACUGCCGUUACCCUCAGCGGCUCCUGGCAGUUUUCCACUUCCCAAAGUCAGCGAUUCAUGGCUUAAUGCAACACGGCCUUUGAACAACGGGUUCCAAUCGAUCAGGCGAAAAGCAGAUCAAGACAUUUCCGACGCUUUGAUCAAGAACAUGACCAUAAAACUUCACCCAAGCCUUGGACUUCAAAGUAACUUUCGGAUGGACCUACCAGCCUCAGCGCUCGUGCGCCAACAAUCAUUUGUUGUCACCCUCCCUGCAUCUCACAACUUUCUGUCUUUGGCGCUCGAGAUUGCCAGCAGCACAGCAGAGAGACGCACGCGCUUGAUAGCUUUGGCUGGGCCCCAUAGAGCCCCGCUGGCUCCGCACACCCAUUCGGCGUCGACUGAGCCAGUGUACGACAUCAAACUGUCGCCUGGUCUGACCAAAAUUGAUUUCCAAAUUGCCUCGCAACGAUUGACCGACCAGGACGAAACCCCGGCCCACGAGACUAAGAAAGAGUUUGAGCGGCUCACCGUAUUCUUCCGACUGCUUCAUUAG
This is a messenger RNA of Talaromyces rugulosus, 1974 nucleotides long. RefSeq lists its product as uncharacterized. The record is from RefSeq and is a predicted model, not a curated record. Gene Ontology annotation, cellular component: RSC-type complex. Bases 1 to 1974 code for a protein of 657 amino acids. Lineage: Eukaryota; Fungi; Ascomycota; Eurotiomycetes; Eurotiales; Trichocomaceae. Gene Ontology annotation, molecular function: protein binding. The transcript is spliced from 7 exons. Gene Ontology annotation, biological process: chromatin remodeling.